GUGGGGGCAGCAGGAUGCUGGUGGAAGCAGAGGGGGCCGGCCGGGUGCCUCCGCAGCUCGGCUGGCAGGGCCCGGCGGGGCGUGUGCUGCGGCUGGUGCUAAGCCCCCGGCCCCACCCCUCCCCAUGCAGCCCUGGCAGUGCCUCCGGCGCUUUGCCCUGGCCUGGUGGGAGAGGACAGCGGAGGGCAGCGCCCGAUCUCCCAGGGAGGAGGCUGGACCGAGGGAGCCCGGGGGCCGAGGGGAGCCAGGGCUCCAGCGUGCAGCGGGAGGGAAGGCUCCAGGACUCUGUUCCCUCUGUUUAAAGUCUCCAGAUCCGGAGCGGAGCAGCCCCCCCAUGCUGUCUGCGGACGAUGCGGAGUACCCACGGGAGUACCGGACCCUGGGGGGCGGGGGCGGCGCGGGCGGCGGGGGCCGGCGCUUCUCCAACGUGGGGCUGGUGCACACGUCGGAGCGCAGGCACACGGUGAUCGCCGCCCAGAGCCUGGAGGCGCUCAGCGGGCUCCAGAAGGCGGACGCCGACCGCAAGCGCGAUGCCUUCAUGGACCACCUGAAGAACAAGUACCCCCAGCACGCCCUGGCCCUGCGGGGCCAGCAGGACAGGAUGCGUGAGCAGGUUGGCGGCUGGACCGUGGACCCCGUGUGCCUCCUCAGCUCCCUCUGCUCCCACCUCCAUGGCGACUCCGCCCCGUCCGGGGCUGGCCAGCCGGCCCAGCUACAAAACCUGGAGUCGCUGCGCGCGCUGCUGAAAGGCACAGAGGCGGAGCUGAGCAUGCGCGUGUCGGAGGCGGCGCGGCGGCAGGAGGACCCGCUGCAGCGGCAGCGCACCCUGGUGGAGGAGGAGCGGCUGCGCUAUCUCAACGACGAGGAGCUCAUUACCCAGCAGCUCAAUGACCUGGAGAAGUCGGUGGAGAAGAUCCAGCGGGAUGUGUCGCACAACCACCGCCUGGUGCCGGGGCCGGAGCUGGAGGAGAAGGCCCUGGUGCUGAAGCAGCUCGGGGAGACGCUGACCGAGCUCAAGGCUCACUUCCCAGGCCUGCAGAGCAAGAUGCGGGUAGUGCUGCGUGUGGAGGUGGAGGCCGUGAAGUUCCUGAAGGAGGAGCCACAGCGCCUGGACGGGCUGCUCAAACGCUGCCGUGGGGUCACAGACAUGCUGGCCCAGAUCCGAAGGCAAGUGGACGAGGGUGUGUGGCCACCCCCCAACAACCUCCUGAAUCAGUCCCCCAAGAAGGUGACGGCUGAGACAGACUUCAACAAGAGCUUGGACUUCGAAAUGCCACCCCCCAGCCCUCCACUGAACCUCCACGAGCUGAGCAGGCCGGCCGAGGGAGCCCCUCCUACUCCCAAGGGGGGCAACCCCACCAAAGGCCUGGAUGCUGCUGGCAAGAGAAGCGUGGACAAGGCUGUGUCUGUUGAGGCUGCCGAGCGAGACUGGGAGGAGAAGCGGGCAGCCCUGACCCAGUACAGCGCCAAGGACAUCAACCGGCUGCUGGAGGAGACACAGGCAGAGCUGCUGAAGGCCAUCCCUGACCUGGACUGUGCGAGCAAGGCCCACCCAGGCCUGGCCCCCACCCCUGACCACAAGCCCCCCAAGGUCCCCCACGGCCAGAAGGCAGCCCCGCGAACCGAGCCCAGUGGGAGGAGGGGCUCAGACGAGCUGACAGUGCCUCGGUACCGCACGGAGAAGCCCUCCAAGUCGCCCCCGCCGCCCCCGCCCCGCCGGAGCUUCCCCUCCUCCCACGGCCUCACCACCACGCGCACGGGAGAGGUGGUGGUCACCAGCAAGAAGGAUUCAGCCUUCAUCAAGAAGGCCGAGUCCGAGGAGCUGGAGGUGCAGAAGCCCCAAGUGAAGCUGCGCCGGACCGUGUCCGAGGUGGCCCGCCCAGCCUCCACACCGCCCAUCAUGGCCUCUGCCAUCAAAGAUGAGGACGAUGAGGACCGCAUCAUCGCCGAGCUAGAGAGUGGUGGUGGCAGCGUGCCACCCAUGAAGGUGGUGACUCCAGGGGCCUCUCGGCUGAAGGCGGUGCAGAGCCAGGCGGGAAGCCCCGACAAAAGCAAGCACGGCAAGCAGAGGGCGGAGUACAUGAGGAUCCAGGCCCAGCAGCAGGCCACUAAACCAUCUAAAGAGAUGAGCGGGUCAAAUGAGACCUCGAGCCCAGUCUCAGAAAAGCCCUCGGCUUCCAGAACCUCUAUCCCUGUAUUGACUUCCUUUGGGGCGAGGAAUUCUUCCAUCUCCUUCUAGAAGCCCCUUCCCACCUCCAUUUCAGCCUGUUCCCCCUCCUGACCCCUGCCAUUUCUCUUCCUGCUCUUCUUCCCUUCAUCUCUACCCCACCCCCACCCUAGUCUCUGGCUUGCCACAGGUGUGGCCCUCCUCAGCUCUCUACACCCAUCCCCUGUUGGUGUUUUUGGUUUUUUAAAUUGAUUCACUUUUAAUUAUCUUUUUUUUUUUAAAGCAGAACAGUAAAACUAAAAACCAAAACACCACCUUCUCUUGAUUUCCUGUUCCAAAAUGGCCCACCUCCUGUCAUCCUCCCUCCCUUUUCUCUUUACCCACGCUUCCUCCCACGUCCAUCCUAAAGCCCCUGCACCCUACGCUCCCUUCCUGAGAGCACUCCAAACAAACUCUGAGCCACGGAGACUUGGAGCGGCGAGACACCCCCCUCCCCGUCCUCGGAAACCUUCCUGGAGGAAACUCUUGGACGUUGGAACAACCCCACUAUCAGGCUGGCAGGGAGACUCUGGCCCUGGAGGUGCCCCAGCUGCCCAACUUCGCUGUGACCGAACUCUGCUGCUCCACUCCCUUCCGCUCAUGCUCCUGUGGGCCUGGAGUCAAGAUGGAUGGGCUGGGCAGGGAGGCAGGGUUGGGGGGGGCCUGGGGGCGGGUGUGAGGCCUUUGAAUCUGUGUGUCCUGGAGAGGAGUUGGCUUCCUGGGACUCCCUUCUUGUGGUGAGGAACCACCUAGCCUGUGCCGAGCGAGGAGCGGGCCCUUCUGGGUAGUGGGUUGUGGGCAGCCUGUUGAACAGCCAGCCUGACCCUGGGGUCACUGCCCCAGAAGAGGGCAGCCCCGAGGAGGGCUAUUUGGUACUUUUGGUUUCCUAAUUUAGCACUUUACAUGACAUUAACUUAUUUAAUGGGGGUGGGCAAGAAUGAAGGGCCUAGAAAACUAGAUUUGGGGGCGUGGAGGGUGGGAAGGGUCUUGUGGUGAGGGAAGUGGGGGGAAUAGAGAGGGGCUGAUGGGGGGGCAGUGAGGACAGCUCUGACUCAAAGGUCAAGCGACUUGACGUUUAACCAUCCUCUUUGAGAUUUGAGGGUUUGCAGGGAAGGGUGAGAUGAUUUUUAAAUGGGGAGCUGGUGACCCCAGGUGAAAUCUUUGAGGGCCCCUGAGGCCUGACCAGCCAGCCCGUGCCCCUAGACCCAACCUGUGGAUGCCUGCCUUGCAGAGGCUGGGGCAACGAGGCUUUUGACCAGGUCCUGAGAAGGGGAGGAAGACCAGUUUUGGUGCUUAGCCCCGGGUCCCCCAGAGGGCACAGUGAGAGGCUGGUGGGGAGGGGGGGGCGGGGUGGUAUGUGGGUGGGGGAUGAGGAGGCAGAUAGGGUAGGGCCCCUGGGGAGCAGGAUUCCUAUUUGGAGCACAAAGUGGGGUAAGCACAGGGGAGGGUUUGGGAGUAGUCUCCCUGAGUAAGCACAGAAAGAAGGAGCCAUUGAAGGGGCAGAACCUCCUAGUCCCUGGGGCCUGGCUGGAAGGUCAGUGUUUGGGGAGAGCCAGGGGAGCUGUUGAGGGUUGGGGAGGGAAGGGAGACUGGGGUUGUGUUUCUUCAUUUCUUUCUUUUUGCUUUGUUUUGUUUUUGUUGGUUCAUCCUUGUUUUCUAGCUUUGGAUCAUUUUUGUACAAAGGCAAGCAGGCCUUUUUGAAAAAUAACAAAAGAAGAGAAAAAAAAAAUCCCUCCUGAAAAAAAAAAAAACCCUUGGAAAA
Molecule: messenger RNA, 3968 nt
Organism: Leptonychotes weddellii (Weddell seal)
Lineage: Eukaryota; Metazoa; Chordata; Mammalia; Carnivora; Phocidae
Source: RefSeq, a predicted model, not a curated record